Molecule: messenger RNA, 2065 nt
Organism: Suillus bovinus
Lineage: Eukaryota; Fungi; Basidiomycota; Agaricomycetes; Boletales; Suillaceae
Product: P-loop containing nucleoside triphosphate hydrolase protein
Exons: 4
Cellular component (GO): nucleus
Molecular function (GO): RNA helicase activity; RNA binding; ATP binding
Source: RefSeq, a predicted model, not a curated record
CUUUCUUUCUUCAUCCACCAACAUCGGUCCUUCUGUAGAACAUCAACGACAGACAAAAAGAACAGUCAAGUUCAUCAUUUCGACUUAAUAUGACCAAUGGAAUUGUAAACGGCAACGCAAGUCUAGAGACUCAGUUUGCUUCUCUCGGCAUAAAUGGAACGAAAUCUGCAUACGUUCCGCCUCAUAUGAGAAAUGCGCAGCGCGCUACACCUCCUCCGCCACAACCAAACGGGACCGGCUGGAACGAGCCCCAAGCUUCUCCUCGCCGUGGAUUUGAACCCCUUCGAGGCGGUCCUCCCGACAAAGGUAACAAGGACGCUGCCUUUGCAUUCAGUAGUCCCACCCGCGGAGGUAGCAGUGCAAGUGAUUGGGCAGGGCGCCCAACUAGCAACGGAUGGACCGCCAGAGAACCUCGUGGAGAUAGUCAACAGCGGGAUUCUUCCGGAUUUGGUGCCUGGCGCAAUGGUGUUCAUGUCGUUGGCCCUCGCAAUCCUCGCAUGGAGAAGGAGCUCUUUGGAGAUCCGACUGAUCCAUCCAAGCAACACACUGGCAUCAACUUCGAGAAGUACGAUGAUAUUCCUGUCGAGGCUACAGGCGCUGGAGUCCCAGAACCCGUUAUAGCUUUCACGAACCCCCCACUAGACCCUGUUCUCUUGGAGAACAUCGCAUUCGCUCGUUACACUACUCCGACUCCCGUUCAAAAGUACUCCAUUCCCAUUGUUGCUGCUAACAGAGAUUUAAUGGCCUGUGCUCAGACUGGUUCAGGCAAGACAGGAGGCUUCCUCUUUCCUAUUUUCUCUGCCUCUUUCGCCUCAGGACCUCGUGCUCCACCACCUGAGACCCCAUCAAUGGGGUACUCACGCUCACGUAAAGCCUACCCUACUGCCCUUAUUCUUGCUCCCACCCGCGAGCUUGUCAGUCAAAUUCACGAAGAAGCACGCAAAUUUGCAUACCGCUCAUGGGUUCGCCCAGCAGUGGUGUAUGGUGGUGCAGAUAUUAAUCAGCAGCUGCGUCUGAUCGAGCGUGGCUGUGACCUUCUUAGUGCUACUCCCGGACGGCUUGUCGACCUCAUUGAGCGUGGUCGGAUCAGUUUAGCAAACAUUCGCUACCUUGUACUUGAUGAGGCUGAUCGCAUGCUUGACAUGGGUUUCGAGCCUCAAAUUCGCAGGAUCGUCCAAGGGGAGGACAUGCCUGGCGUGGAGGAUCGCCAAACGCUUAUGUUUAGUGCCACAUUCCCACGUGAUAUCCAAAUGCUCGCACGGGACUUCCUGAAGGACUACAUAUUCCUCUCUGUCGGCCGUGUUGGUUCAACCUCUGAGAAUAUCACUCAAAAGAUCGAGUACGUGGAGGACAAUGACAAGCGGUCUGUUCUGCUUGAUCUCCUCGCGUCUGAUCCUCCUGGCGGGUUGACCCUCGUCUUCGUAGAGACCAAGCGCAUGGCCGACAUGUUGUCUGAUUUUCUCAUGUCAAAUCGCCUCCCCGCUACAUCCAUCCAUGGCGAUCGCUCCCAGCGUGAGCGUGAGAUGGCUUUGCAGACCUUCCGCACCGGACGCACUCCAAUUUUAGUAGCCACCGCUGUCGCAGCCCGUGGUCUUGAUAUUCCUAACGUCACUCAUGUGAUCAACUACGACCUACCUUCGGAUAUUGAUGACUACGUCCACCGCAUUGGUCGUACUGGUCGUGCCGGAAACACCGGUGUCUCUACUGCAUUCUUUAACCGUGGGAACAAGAACAUUGUCCGUGAUCUUCUCGAGCUUCUUCGUGAGGCUAACCAGGAGAUCCCUUCGUGGUUGGAGAGCGUCGUACAUGAAACAACCUUUGGAUCAAGUUUCCGUGGCGGUCGUGGCCGUGGAGGUGGAGGUGGAGGUGGCGGUGCUGGAACUCGUGGUCGUGGUGGCAACCGCGAUUACAGACAGUCUGGCUAUGGCGGCGCCAGCAGCUAUGGUGGAGGCUUCGGACGUGGCAACAUGAGCUACGGCAAUGCCCCUUCAUACGGCGGCGGGGGUGGUUAUGGUUCCGGUGGAGGUUAUAAUAACAAUGGAGCAAGCGGUGGUGGAUCUGGCUG